Molecule: messenger RNA, 834 nt
Organism: Phytophthora sojae
Lineage: Eukaryota; Oomycota; Peronosporomycetes; Peronosporales; Peronosporaceae
Exons: 5
Coding region: 1-834 (277 amino acids)
Biological process (GO): transmembrane transport
Cellular component (GO): mitochondrial inner membrane
Molecular function (GO): S-adenosyl-L-methionine transmembrane transporter activity
Source: RefSeq, a predicted model, not a curated record
AUGCACCCCGAGCCCUCAAGCCAGCUCCCGACGCUGCUGGGGAGUGCAGCCGCUGGCAUGAUCGGCCGCGUCUUCUGCCACCCGCUGGACACUGUCAAGGCCCGACUGCAGGCCAGCACAGCCUCGGGCCAAACGAUCGUGUCGCAGCUCAACCUCCGUGCCUUCAGUUUGCAGCACCUGCGCGGACUUUACCGUGGUCUGGGGGUCAGCAUGCUGGGCUCCGCGCCCGCGACUUGUCUGUACCUGACGUCGUACGAGGUGUCGAAGGACGCCCUCAUGGGCGUCGAGAGCUUCCGCGCCAGCCCGUCGCUGCUGUAUCUCGGGGCGGGAAUGGCGGCGGAGGCGCUCAGUUGUGUGCUGUGGGUGCCCAUAGACGUCAUCAAGGAGCGUAUGCAGGUGCAGGUGCAGUCCUCGACUGCGUCGGGGGCGGCGCGGAAAGUCUACUACCGCAACACGGUCGACGCUGUGCAAACUAUUGCGCGUACGGAGCGCCUCGGUGGGCUGUACAAGGGCUACGUUGCGACGCUGCUCUCGUUCGGACCAUUCUCAGCGCUCUACUUCAUGUUCUACGAGAAGACCAAGGCUUUCGCGCAGAAGCGACUCGAAAUGGAGGAGCUGCCGGCGCACUAUACACUUGUCAGCGCGGCGGCUGCUGGCGCUACAGCCUCGUUUCUCACUAACCCCUUGGAUCUGAUCAAGCUGCGGCUUCAGGCUAGUGGCGUUCAACGCGCCUACGUGACGGAAGGAACCCCAGCAGCCUACCGUGGAAUUACCGAUGGGCUAGCGCAAGUGAUCAAGUACGUCGUCGUAUUGCUCGUGCUGUGUAUUUACUGA